UCUCCAUCCAUCCUCCGCUCAUCCAAUUCUCCUUCCCAGUCAUCCUCCCCCCCUUCAUCUUCCCCUCGUCAUUUCUCUUACUUCUCUCUGCUGUAUUUCUCUCAUCCCACUCUAUAUUCUUGCCCAAAAGACCAUAAUUCGACCCCAAUAAUGAGUUUUCCCUUCGAUAUCAAUGGCGGUGCCUGCGUCGCCAUGGUGGGUAAGGACUGCGUCGCCAUUGCCUGCGAUCUCCGCCUGGGCAUGCAAGCCUUGACCGUUUCCAACAACUUCCCCAAAAUCUUCAACUACGGCCCUUCGACCUUCCUCGGCCUGACGGGUCUGGCGACCGAUGUGGCGACUGUGUCGGACCUCUUCCGCUUCAAAGUGAACAUGUACCGUCUCCGCGAGGAGCGGAACAUCGCGCCCCAGACCCUGGCCAACCUGGUUAGCUCUUCGUUGUACGAGAAACGCUUCGGCCCCUUCUUUGUCAGUCCCGUCAUUGCCGGCAUCAACAGCACAACAGGCAAGCCCUUCAUCUGCGGUUUCGACAGUAUCGGGUGUAUCGACUUCGCAAAGGACUUCAUUGUGAGCGGAACCGCGAGUGAGCAGCUGUUCGGUACUUGCGAGGGUCUGUGGGAGCCGGACUUGUCUGCGGAGGACCUGUUCGAGACCAUCUCCCAAGCCCUUCUCAGUGCGGUCGACCGAGACGCCCUCUCCGGUUGGGGUGCACAGGUGUACAUCAUAGAGAAAGACAAGGUCACCAAGAGACUAUUGAAGGGACGGCAAGAUUAGACGAGAUAAUUACUUGGAUCAUGAAUUGUUCUUUUUUUCCCUGCUGCAGUUAUGCUGUUUGUCUGUUCUAAUAUGACGCUUCCAUCAAUUCUCCCCAUUCUGGUUCUGCCGAUACUGCCAAGGUAGAAAGGAGUGUGCGGGGACCUCGAUAACGGCACGCACAUUCCAGCUCCUUCGGCUUAAGCUUGAUGAUCUUACAGAAAUGGAACUAUAUAGAUGUGGUCGGAG
Molecule: messenger RNA, 999 nt
Organism: Aspergillus homomorphus CBS 101889
Lineage: Eukaryota; Fungi; Ascomycota; Eurotiomycetes; Eurotiales; Aspergillaceae
Gene: pup3
Product: proteasome core particle subunit beta 3
Exons: 4
Coding region: 151-771 (206 amino acids)
Biological process (GO): proteasome-mediated ubiquitin-dependent protein catabolic process
Cellular component (GO): proteasome core complex, beta-subunit complex; proteasome core complex
Source: RefSeq, a predicted model, not a curated record